Molecule: messenger RNA, 1065 nt
Organism: Rhipicephalus sanguineus (brown dog tick)
Lineage: Eukaryota; Metazoa; Arthropoda; Arachnida; Ixodida; Ixodidae
Product: cytochrome P450 2U1-like
Exons: 6
Coding region: 1-1065 (354 amino acids)
Molecular function (GO): iron ion binding; heme binding; oxidoreductase activity, acting on paired donors, with incorporation or reduction of molecular oxygen
Source: RefSeq, a predicted model, not a curated record
AUGCAGGCCUUUGUGAAAGCCGAAGGCCAGCACCUGGUGGAUACAAUCGGCAGAUUCCGCGGUGCGGCCAUCGCGCCGCGCGACUUGGUGUUCCGCUCUGCGUGCAACAAUGUGGUCUCGUUCCUGUUGGGUCGUCGCCUGGACCUGGACGAUCCGCGACGGAAGGACAUGGACGACCACCUCGAGGGGUUCUUCCUGGGCAGCGCCGCCUCGUCCAUCGACUGUCGGCCACGAUGGCUAAAGAACCUCGAGCGGUGGCUACGGCCCUCUUCGCCCCGCGUCCGCAUCGAAAACAUGGCCAAGGAGCUUGAGGCCAUGUCCAAGAGAGAAGUCCAUCGAGCAAUGCGCAUGGACAAAUCUCAGCGUAACAAGGGUGUCAUCGACUUCUACAAGGCAAAGAUAGAGGAUAUCGGCAACGAAGGUGACAUGUUUACAGAGGACCGGAUGGUAGGCAACACAACCGACUACUUGCUGGGUGCCACGGCCGUGGUGGCGCUGUUCCUGCAAAGUCACUUGCUCAUGUUUGCCGCCCGCGCGGACAGCCUUCAGGAGCAAGUGCGCAGGGAGAUUGACCGCGUCGUUGGCAGAGAGCGGCUGCCCACGUGGGCGGACCACGUGCACAUGCCGCUCACCAUGGCCACCAUCUGGGAGAUGUACCGCUGGAAAGCGUGCACACCUUUCGGCAUUCCUCGCGGAGUCGCGAAAGACACGGUGAUCGGCGGCUACCACGUUCCCAAGGGCACGGUAUUGCUUCCCAACUUUUGGGCGGUUCACCAGAGUGCCGAGCUAUGGAAGGAGCCGGAGAAGUUCGACCCUUCUCGGUUCAUCGGACCGGACGGCAGCGCACUCUCUACCAGGCCCGCGCAUAUCAUAACCUUUUCGUUAGGCAAAAGAAUCUGCCCCGGUGAAAGCUUGGCCACGGCUGAGGUGUUCCUCUACCUGACCAUGCUGCUUCAGAAGUUCAUAAUCCUUCCUGAAGAAGGCACCACCGUACACAUUGGUUCGUACCAGCCGCUGUACGAGCACGCUGCCACGAAGCUACGCUUCCUGCCGCGCUCCGAUUAA